GACGUUGGCGCCUGGAGCGCUCUGCCCGGGCCCCUGGCGACCACGUCCUCCCCUUGGUCUCCCUCGGCGCCCAGGUGCUCUGACGAGGCGCAGCUCUCGGCGCAAGGCCCCCAAGGCCUCGCAGGCGGCGCCUGAGAUGCUCAGGACUGCCCGUCCCUGGCCUGUCACCGUCCCGGUCUAGCCCAGAGGAGGAUCUGUUCUGUUGGAAAAAUGGCAAGCAAAAAGCGAGAAAUCCAGUUACAGGCAGUCAUCAAUAAUCAAAGGCUGUGGGAUGAGAUGUUGCAGAACAAAGGCCUAACAGUGAUUGAUGUUUACCAAGCCUGGUGUGGACCUUGCAAAGCAAUGCAGACUUUAUUCAGAAAAUUGAAAAAUGAGGUGAACGAAGAUGAAAUUCUCCAUUUUGUUGUAGCAGAAGCUGACAGCAUUGUGACUUUGCAGCCAUUUAGAGAUAAAUGUGAGCCUGUUUUUCUCUUCAGUGUCGAUGGCAAAAUUAUUGCAAAAAUUAAAGGUGCGAAUGUACCACUUGUUAAUCAAAAAGUUAUUAGCUUGAUCAAUGAGGAGAAGAAAAUUGCAGCAGGUGAAAUGGAUCGCCCUCAGUAUCAGGAAAUUGCAUUUGUAGACUCAGAUACAGAAGAUGCUGGGGAAGCACCCUAUGAAAAUGUUGAGCCACUUCACAUUAUUGCUAUCAUUAAACCUGAUGCUGUGAUUUCUAGAAAAGCUCUAGAAAUUAAAGAAAAAAUUGUCAAGGCAGGAUUUGUCAUAGAAGCAGAGGAUAAGAGAAUGCUCACUGACAAACAAGUAAGAGACUUCUAUAUUCGAAUAGCAGACCAGCCUGACUUUGAAGAUUUUGUUCUUUUUAUGAAAAGUGGCCUAAGCUAUGUGCUAGUUAUAUCUCGAGGAGAUACACAGCAGCUUCCCUGGAAAGAAACUGAGCCUAAUUCUGAGGCUGAAGCUAAAGAACUGCCUGAGGAUGAAAACCAGAUGGCCAUAGCUACACAGAUGAAGAAGAAGCAGGACAGUUUACAAGAAUAUCUGGAAAGACAACAUAUAUCCCAGUUCUGUGAUGUUGAAGAUAAUAUAGCUAAUGUUAAUAAGCUUAUUGAUAUCUUCUUCCCUGAUUUUAAAAAUAUGAAAGGCAUAAAAUUAGAAAAGAUACUGGCAUUACUUCGACCAGAUCUCUUUCAUGAAAGGAAAGAGCAAGUUUUGAAUAUUAUUCAAGAAGAAGGCUUUAAAAUACUGAUGCAAAGACAAAUAGUAUUAACAGAAGAAGAAGCAAAAACAUUAUGCAAGGAAUAUGAAAAUGAAGAUUAUUUUGAAGAUCUUAUACAAAACAUGACCCGUGGUCCAUCUCUAACCCUUGUUCUAUUAAGAGAGAAUGGUUUACAGCACUGGAAAGAUCUAAUGGGACCAAACAAUGUUGAAAAAGCCAAGGAAUAUCUUCCAGAGUGUUUAUGUGCACAAUUUGCAAUGGGAAGUCUGCCUAUCAACCAGUUGUAUGGAAGUGAUUCAUUAGAAGCUGCCAAAAGGGAAAUACAGUAUUUCUUUCCUUUGCAAAGCACUUUAGCAGUGAUUAAGCCUCAUGUAACACAUGAACAAAGAGAGGGGAUCUUGAGGCGUAUUAAAGAGGUUGGAUUUGAUAUAACACAGAUGAAGGAAAUGCUUCUAACUGAAGAGCAUGCAGACAAAAUUUAUUCAAAAAUAAAAGGAAGAGACUUUUACAAAGAUCUAUUGGAAAUGUUAUCUGAGGGCCCAUCUGUGGUCAUGAUCCUGACCAAGUGGAAUGCUGUUUCAGAAUGGAGACGAUUGAUGGGUCCCACAGACCCAGAUGAAGCAAAACUACUGUCCCCUGAAUCUAUCCGAGCCAAGUUUGGAAGAAGUGUUUUGAAAAAUGCUGUGCAUGGAUCAUCUAAUAUCAGUGAGGCAGUGGAGGUCAUAAAUAGUGUAUUUGAAGACAUGGAUCCUGAGAAUCCUGAGGAUUGAAAACUUUGAGAAGUUAAUGCAUAUGAGUUCACACCAGCAUAUAACCAUGCGCGGCACAGCUUCCUGGAAGGAAUGACAAAGACAUGCUGUGGAGGAAUACUCAAUGUUACCUCAAGUUGAAGGCUCACUUCAAAGUAAAAAUCACAUG
Messenger RNA from Manis javanica (Malayan pangolin), 2128 nucleotides. RefSeq names its product NME/NM23 family member 8 (gene NME8). The record is from RefSeq and is a predicted model, not a curated record. Lineage: Eukaryota; Metazoa; Chordata; Mammalia; Pholidota; Manidae.